AUGUCUUCACAGCAGGUACAACCUGGCCCGGCUGGUCCAACCACCAUUCACCAGCAACCAAUCGUUCACAAUGUGUUUGAGCGCAACACGGGGACAUGGCAAUAUGUCGUUGUGGACCCAGCAACUGCAAAAGCAGUCAUCAUCGACCCGGUCCUAGACUAUGACCCCUGCACGCAGAACAUCACAAGCGCCUCGGCGGAUGCUCUGCUAGCCUUGGUCAAGGAGAAGGGCUAUACCAUUGAGAUGAUUCUCGAAACACACGCUCAUGCCGAUCAUUUGACUUCAUCGUCGUACUUGCAAAAGAAGCUGGCUUCAACCCAAGGCUUCAAGCCACCCAUUGGCAUUGGGAAGCGGAUCGAACAAGUGCAACAGACAUUUGGCCCACGCUACGGCCUCGCGCCGGAUGAAUGGGCGGGUGUGUUCGAUAAGCUCUUUGACGACGAUGAAGUGACCCCCGUGGGCCAAAUGAUGGUCAAAGCGAUGCAUCUUCCUGGCCACACCCCAGACCAUUUGGGCUAUCAGAUUGGAGACAAUGUAUUUUGUGGCGAUUCUCUCUUCCACGCGGACAUUGGAUCCGCACGAUGCGAUUUCCCCGGUGGCGAUGCUUCCCAUCUCUUUGAAUCCGGGCGAAAACUACUCAGUCUGGAAGAUCAUGUGAAGAUCUGGCCAGGCCACGAUUAUCCCCCCGCUGGCGGUCGAGAACCGGUGGCUUGGAUGACGGUGGCGGAUCAACGACAGCAGAACCAACAUCUGCGGGACAGGGUCACUCGGGAUGAAUUUGUGAAGAUGCGGAGGCAGAGAGAUGCACAUUUGAAGGCGCCCAGGUUAUUGCAUCAGUCUCUUCAGAUCAAUAUUCGGGCGGGGCGACUGCCCAAGCUGGAGGAGUCAGGACACCGACUGCUUCGGUUGCCAUUGAAUCUGAACGGCCUUGAUUGGUAA
Messenger RNA from Penicillium oxalicum, 939 nucleotides. Its product is annotated as MBL fold metallo-hydrolase. The transcript is spliced from 2 exons. Bases 1 to 939 code for a protein of 312 amino acids. Gene Ontology annotation, biological process: hydrogen sulfide metabolic process; glutathione metabolic process. Lineage: Eukaryota; Fungi; Ascomycota; Eurotiomycetes; Eurotiales; Aspergillaceae. Gene Ontology annotation, molecular function: sulfur dioxygenase activity. The record is from RefSeq and is a predicted model, not a curated record.